AGGGCAAAAUCGGCAAUGCAGAAAAUGAAGGGCACUAUAAAUGCCCCACAUUGGUGCCGCACUGGUUCGUUCAAGCAACGCAAAGCACAAGCGAAGGGCUACAUCCUGAAAUUCGUUUCGUGUGCUCUGCCCUUUGGCAUAUCCCUCCUCCCUUCUCACUUUGCUGGAGUUCAGAGAAGCAGAGGCUGUGUGAAAGAGAUGCGAGGAAGCAGGAGAGGCAUGGCCAUGGUGGUGCUGGCGCUCGCCCUGGCCGGCAUGGCGGCGACCUCGUCGGCGGCCGUCUACAAGGUCGGCGAUACCGCAGGGUGGACCAUCCUUGGCAACAUCAACUACGCCGACUGGGCCUCGAAGCAGACCUUCCAUGUCGGAGACAUCAUAGAGUUCAAGUACCCGCAGGGGAUCCACAACGUGCUGGAGGUGAAGAAGGCGGACUACGAGAGCUGCAGCAACUCGACGCCCAUCGCCACGCACACCUCCGGGGACGACAGGGUCGCCAUCAGGGGGCCCGGACACCGCUUCUUCAUCUGCGGCGUCCCCGGCCACUGCGCCGCGGGCCAGAAACUCAACGUCCGCGUGCUCAAGACCACGCGCUCCGGAUCCGCCGCCGGCCCUAACAAGGCGCCCGCCGCCGCACCCUCGGCGGCGUCCCCCCCGCGCGGCGGCGAGACCCCCGCCGCCUCGACGCCGCCCGCCGCUGCGACGGACGGAGGCUCCUCGUCAUCGACGACGACGGCCGCGCCCGCGCCCAACGCCAAUGGCGCUGCCGGCGGCGGCGUGGGGUGGUAUCUGGCCGUGGUCGCGGCCGCGUCCAUGGCGAUGCUACAGUAGAUUGCGCUACCUUCUGUUCUCCUCCAUUGGUCGUGCGUGUGUGUGCACCUAUCUGUGUCCGUUUCUUUUUUCCUUUCCUGUUACGUGUGGAGUGUUAAUAUCUUCUGAUGAUUUUGGGGA
This is a messenger RNA of Brachypodium distachyon (stiff brome), 948 nucleotides long. RefSeq names its product blue copper protein. The record is from RefSeq and is a predicted model, not a curated record. The transcript has 2 exons. The coding region runs from base 16 to 828 and encodes 270 amino acids. Gene Ontology annotation, cellular component: plasma membrane. Gene Ontology annotation, molecular function: electron transfer activity. Lineage: Eukaryota; Viridiplantae; Streptophyta; Magnoliopsida; Poales; Poaceae.